UAUUUAAAAAAAUUGAUAUCUUCUACUUCUUAAUUACUACGUAUUUUAUCAGAAAUUGUAAAGAAACUUUGGCUAUAAUAGUUACUGCAGAAUAUUAUUAUUAUAAAGGUAUAAAUAUUAUGGCUGCAGUAAAAUCUUUGAAUCAAGGACAUUUUUGACCGAAUUAUCUUGCUAUAAUUUUUUUACGUUUAAAAUUAUGAUUAUGAAAGAAUAACAUAAAACUACUAAUCAGAUUUCAGUGUCUUUACUAAAAUGAUAGAGAAAGACGACGUUUUAAGUUUUAUUAAUCUAAACACUACAACGUUCAAACGUUGGCAAAUAUUAUUUGUCUAGAAUUUCCAUCGGAUAUAUAUUUGUAAACAAAAAGUAUAUUCAUAAAUAUUCAUUGUUAAUGCAUAAUUUCUGCAAAAGACCGCUACUUUUUCGAUUUAAAUGAAAUAUAUACAUACGAAAAUUAAUUAUUAAACGAUAUGAAUCGUAAAGCGUAAAGAUCGAUUAUGCAAUCAAUAGUUUUAAAGAUAAUUGUCCAAUACAAGACAAUAUGAAUAUAAAGAAAUUUAAAUACGUGUUGGUUCGACUAGUCACACCGAACGAAAUACCGGUUUCUUGUAGGAUAGGGAAGUGAAUCUCUUAAAAAAUUACGAAUAAAGAAGCUGAAAUUAUUUAAGAAAAAUGAUGAGGCUGUUAACACAUUAAUGCACUAACCUAUGUCUUGAUACUAUUUGAUAUGAACAUGGCAAAACAAAAAAUUAGAAAAAGAAUAGAUAAUUGCACCUGAUGGGCUAAGUGAUCGUUGCUAACAUAUAAACACGCAGAAUGUGAGUGUAAAAUCUUAGUCGAUUAUUCAACAAGCUGACCAAUACGUGAUGUACAAAAAAAUUUGCAGUGAGGCGAGACAUGAAUACAAAUACCAAUCUAAUUUUAACCUGAAAAAAUAAUUAUUAAUAUUAGAAAUAUAGUGUCUUAUCGGUGUUAGUAUGGACAUUUUAGAUAAUAUUACAUUUAUUAAUAAAAUAUAAGAAAAUAUUUCUUUUUUCAUAUGUCAAUAUGAACUUUCCGUUACCGAAGCUCAAAGUUUAAGCUAUCAUAUGUUUCAAAUGCUCGUUCUUUUGAAAUAUACAUUUUUGUCUUCUUUUCUGUCAAUUUGAUACGGGGUGAUAAAAGAAACAUCAAUAACUUUUAAAAUAGAUAGUACUCAUCAAAUACUGUCAAAAUUUUAAUAAACAACGAGAUUACAAGAAGUCCUUUGGGAAGAAUGAAGGUCUGAGUGGCCAGAAUAGAAGAGGCACGGCUUUCCUCGCACGGACAGCCGAUUCUGGGCGUACUAUUUAUUGUCGAGAGUGAAUGAGAUGUGCCGAGAGCAAGAAAGAGAAUACAACAUAACGACGAACCUCGAAACAUUGGCGUACUCUCAGCUCUUUUACUUUUAACACUCAAUCAGCUGAUCGACUGCAUGUACACAUUUACCUAAUGCGGACUAGUCUUUGUAUUUAAAAGAAAGUUAAUAGUGUUUUACUAAAAUACUUAUAACGGGUUCAAUAUACAACAGAUUUAAAUGAUUCUAUUUUUACAUUUUGCUAUAUAACAUGUAUAAUAAUUUCAUACAUUAUACAGCGCCUUCAGUACGCACAAAUAAAAACAUGUAUAAUAAUUUUUACCUUUAAUAAUAAUUUUGCAUGGGGAUGAGACUGUGGUUUCGCUAGUAACAGUUCAUUGACAGCAACGAAGAACAAAUAAAAAGACACUGACAAUAGUUAACAAAUACCAAAUAAUGGGUAACAAGGUCGUAGGAUUGAACAACACUACGAUAAACUAAAAAAAGUGGUAGAAGCCAGGAAGGUGAUGGUAGGCGUCAACGUACUGAAGAAAAUCUGCGUGGUGGACACACCAAGAAAUUGGCCUCCGAAAAUUUCGCUUACUCUUCAAGGACAAGAGAGAAAAUUUUUCUCUAAAACGUAGAAAGAAACAAGCGCAAUGACUAGCAUUCUGGAAAACCGAUGUUCAAAGCGUUUUACGGUCCCGCGGAACGCGGUUACUUAAAUGAAAAAAUAUUAAUUAUAUAUUCAACAACAAACACAAGAUAUUUAUAAAAUUAAUAUGAUAUUAUUACAGUGGAUAGAAUAAUUAGAAACCAAUAUUGUGCCAAUAUUGCGACUUACUCGGUAUAAGUAUGAAAAGGAUCAACGUCCUCCGCGUUGUUCACGAGAUGAGCCUUGAAUGAAAUCAUUUUAUUUCAAAUUUCAACAAACCGUUCCCUUCGAGUCAAGGAUUUUCGGUUGAGGCUAUCAACACUUCAAGAAUGGCGUCGAUAUAGUUUAUCCCAAGGAUUACGGGCUCGGCCGAUUGAGAGAAGUUGGUAAACGCAGAGGCAUUUCCUGGAGGAACAGUUGCAAGAGUUGAAACAAAAAUUACCUUGCGCGUUAAAACUGCAUAAAACAGUCGUAAGACCUACGAUGAUGUACCCACAUAGGUCCCUCAUGAAAUCGGGGAUAAUACUACGUGUAUUGUAUGACGUCAGAACCACCUAAAUGGCCGACUUCUCGGAACAGCAGAUGUGGGGACUGGCAGUCCUCCCUUAAGACCCCUCUUGCCCCUGCACUGAUCGAGUGACUUCUUUUGAUCUCAUCACAAUGCAUCAGUAUCUGUAAACAACCAUAACCAUAGUUGCAAGUUCGUCGCUUCGGUAACACUUUACAUCAAGUUUCACAAAAUGGAAACAUCAAGACAAGGGCAAAAGAUUCAUAGCCAAGCACGAACCAUAGUGAAAAGGGUAAAACAGAAAUGCGAAGAGGAAACAUUAAAGGGUGAUUUGUUACACCCAUUACAUAGUCCAAAUAUUCGAGUAGCAGAGUAUACUGGAUUAUCUGUACGCACAAUUUGUAGAAUCAAGAAUGAAACAUCUAAUUCAGAAGGAGUUGUUUCAUCACCCGGAAAGAAACGAUUAAAAGAUGCUGAACCUGAGUUCCACUGUACUGAAAAAGAUAAAAUGUUAAUAAGAGAUACCAUUUAUAAGAUUUAUAAGCGGGGAAGAGUUGUGACAUGUGGCCCGAAAUUACUGAAAGAAAUCCGUGAACAAAUGAAUUUCCCGUGGGAUGUUGUCAUUUUACGUAAAUUAUUGAAAAGCAUGGGAUAUGAAUGGAAAAAAUAUAACACUUGGAAAAGGAUAUUAAUUGAGAAACCAAGGAUAGUGGCCUGGAGGGGUAAUUAUUUAAAAGCAGUACAAUCUCAUAGGAUGGAAAAUAGGAAUAUUAUUUAUAUUGACGAAAUAUGGGUAAACAAUACUCUGAAUUUUGGGAAGUAUUGGCAGAGUGAAGAAGAAUUCGGGGUAUCGAAAAAUACUAGUUCAUCGGAACGGGUAAUAAUCGUGCAUGCCGGAGGACAAAACGGAUUUGUCCCCAAUGCAGGAUUAAUUUUUAAAACUGAUAGUGCCACUAGCGAUUACUAUGGGCAAAUGGAUGCUGUGAAUUUUGAAAGCUGGGUUGUAGAAUUAUUAGUGCCAAAUAUUCCACCGAAUACGGUGGUGGUAAUGGAUAGUGCGCCGUAUCAUUCUGUUGAGAUGAAUAAAGCACCUAACAAAUACGCAAAAAAAACUGACAUGCUAAGUUGGCUUGAACAGAAUAAUCUUCCACAUAAAGAAAAGAUGAAGAAGUAUGAACUAGCGGAAUUAAUAGCUCGACAUAAACCAGCAAAAAAAACAUACAAGGUAGACGAAAUAUUAAAAUCGUAUGGACAUUCCAUUUUACGAUUACCGCCUAAUAUGCGCGAAUUAAAUCCAAUUGAACAAGCCUGGGUAAAGAUAAAACGAGCAAUCAGCGAAAACAAUAUUUUUUCAACGUUAACAUUAGAUGAAUUACAGUCUUUAUUGCCAGAAGCAAUAGAUAGUGUAACAGCAAGUGAUUGGGCAGAAUUCUGCAAACAUUCUGAACAAAUUGAAAAGGAAUAUAUAGAUAAAGAUAAUUUAUUAGAAGUAGCCAUGGAAAAUGUAGUAUUAACUCAUUCAGAUUCAGAAAAUGAUGAUGAUAGCAGCAGUUCAGAUGAUUUCUAGAAAGAGAUAGUGUAAACAGUUCUAUUUAACUUUAAUAUUGAUUUUUAACUAUUGUAUCUGUAGUAUGAAUCUUCUGAAGAAGUCAUCACUGGCUUUGUCAUUGUAUUCUGAAUUUGUAUUUUCAAACAUAAGCUAUCCAUGGUGGGUUUCAAUAAAGUAUCAUUUUACAAAUAAUUCUUCAACCCAUUUGAUAUUUUUAAAAAUUUAUGUUCUUAAUUGUAAUUUCAUCUUUUGUUGCUUUCUUUAGUGUUUGUAGUUCUUUAAAUAAUGACUUGGAAAGUAAUUUUCAUAUUUUUUUGUUUAUGUUCACUUAAAGGAAUUUAAUAGGUAAUACACAUAUAUGGUGGUAAUCUAUAACUGUCGUAUUUGAUUAUUGUUUUGUCUAUUUUAUUGGUUUCUCUUAUAUGUUGUGCUAUUUUUGUUAUUUAUAAUAUGAUUCAUAUUUUGUUAAUAAUUUUGAACGUGUUGUGUUAUUUUGAUCAACUCAAUAUUUUUUGUUGAAAUAUUUUAAUGGUGGUUUAAUUGUUUAUAUGGAAUGAUAUGGAAAUAUGGUAAUUACUGUCAAUCUAUUUGGUAAUGACUUGGUAAUAAUUUUUCUAAUAUCUCUUUUUAUUAAUUCUUAAUAUUCUUCAUCUGUGUUUCUUACCAACAUGAACAAUUAUAAGCUAAAAAAAGAGCUUGCAUUUUACAAUUCACCAAUCAUUUCAUCACCUUUCCAACAUGUUCAAAAACAUUGUAUAUCAUUGAACCAUAUUUAGUAGAUAUAAAUAAUAUUUUGAUAUUUUCUUCUGUGAUGUUCAGUCGCAUUUAAAUAUUUCUCCCUCUUUCCAUCACUUUAUUAAAUGUGGAUAAUUUUCAUAAGAAAAUAAUUUUCUCAAGGAUAGCAAUAAAAAUUAUUGAGAUACUUAGCACAAUCUUUCUUAAAUAUAUAAUUUAACAAGAGUGCUUCUUAUUAUCAUCUCCAAAGCAGUGAAAUCAUCUUGUAAUACUUUUUAAUUGUUAUUCCAUAUCAAUGGAACUUUUCUUCUUGCACGAGACUUUGUUUUGUUUCUGUUAAGUGAUGCUACAAAUAUCCAGUAUAUCAGCAGCAUGGAUGUUCAGUUUAUCUAUUGGGUGAAGUUAAUAUAUUUCUGUCUGUGUCCUCAUCAAGUUUCUGUAAUUCUUUUUCACCAUGGGUAAUGCUUGGUUAUGAGCUAAUUGUGCCUUUUUAUGUGUAUGUAACUUUUUGUUAUGCUUAAUGUAUGACAUAUGUUUAAUAAUGUAAUGCAAAACUUAUUGCUACACUUAAAUGGCACUCAUAUUUUAAUUACAUUAAAUUAUAAUAAAUACUACAUAAACUAAAAGUGUACUGUUUACAUAUAAAAGUAUCUCCAAAACUCAAAAUGAGAGGUAAAUACUAAAACUAUACAAUGGAGAAAUGCUCAACAAUGUCUAAGUAGACUGUUUU
This is a messenger RNA of Nomia melanderi (Alkali bee), 5492 nucleotides long. The record is from RefSeq and is a predicted model, not a curated record. NCBI's taxonomy places the organism in Eukaryota, Metazoa, Arthropoda, Insecta, Hymenoptera, Halictidae.